AUGACCAGCAUUACACAUGAUGCUGCCUUGACGCAGAGUGGUCUGUCAAAGAACAGACUAACACAUAGGACACAGUUAUCUUCAGAUAGAGUGGACAAGAAGUAUAAUGAUAUAAUUGAUAUGAUAUUAUCACCUCAAAUGGAGUUGAUGAAUGUAUUAUGUUCGAUCAAUCUAGUCGUUAAGGAGUCAUCACGUGAGUUCAAUAGUACGGCCAACUUGUCAGAUGUACUGGUCAACUUUUGGGAGAUACAUUCAUCGCAGCGCUCAAUACAUCUGGUCAAGUGGGCGAUUGACAAGGAGGUCGAGAGCACGUCCAACUCGGCCACACUCUUCCGUGGCCUGUCCACCGCCACCCGUCUCAUCUCUUCGUGCUACAAGCGCAUGGGCGACACCUAUCUCAAGUACCUGUUGCAGCCCUUUGUGCUGGACCUGUGUUCGCGUAACUUCUCAUUCGAAAUCGACCCGGACAAGGCUGGCAAGGGCAUGGACGUCAAGUCCAACCUCGAGCGUCUGAUCACCAUCACACAACAGCUACUCGAUAAGAUCCUGGACUCGGCAUCAGUAUGUCCAGCCUCAAUCAAGACCAUCAUGGGUCACAUUCAACAACGCGUCGAGAAGAAGUUCCCCGAGAUGAAGACCACCGUCAUUGGUGGAUUCAUGUUCCUUCGUUUCAUUUGUCCAGCUAUUGUAGCUCCCGAAGUGUUUGGAUUGAUACAGAACACUCCAACAGUUGAAUCUAGACGUGGAUUGGUGUUGGUAUCCAAGUUGCUACAGAACUUGGCGAAUGAGAUGCCAUUUGGAGGCAUCAAGGAGGAGUACAUGAUCUAUCUCAACGAGUUCAUAUCGAGUAACUCUGCAAAGAUCAAUGUAUACUUUAAUGAAUUGGCCUAUGAGAACAACGCCAACAAUACAUUCAACAUUGCCAAUGGUAAUAGCAACACCAAUGGCAACACCAAUGGCACAGCGACAACAACAACCACUCAACAUACAGCCACAUUGAAUGGAGCCAAUAGGUACAGGUCGCGGUCAGAGUCGCCGCCAUUGAAGCCAGUGGGUUCGACACAGAAGCUGAUCAACGUCAACAAUCUGACGCACCAACAGCCAGAGUACUACGCCGAUGAGCAAAUUCUCGAGAAUCUGACCGCGCUCAUUGGCAACCUCUUUGAAUACAGGGAGAAGAUCGAGUCGACCUUGGCGGAUGUGCACGGCCCAGACAUGGCCAAGCGCUUCGACGCCGCACUCACACCUCUGCACAAGCUGCACCAGAAGGCACAGCUGUCGCUCAACUCUAGCAACAAGGUCAGCAAGAAGAAGUCACCCAUCUCCACGUUAGCCAACGGUUCUCUGCACAAGAAGAAGUCGGGCAACAAGGAUGUCGCACCCAUCUCGAUCGUGCCUCAGUCCGAGGUCGAGGAGGAGCUGACCAACCAACUGAAUCGCUCACUCUACGAUAUUGUCAAUCACUACCGUCAUCAGCUCGACCUCAAGGAUCUGGAGCUGCGCGCGCAACAGGACGAGAUGGACGUAGUGAUGAAGGAGCUGGAGGAGUCCAAGUCACGCUCCAACAUACUCAAGAAGCUGCGCGAAGAGUUUGACAGCGAGCGCAAACGACGCAAGGAGGCAGAGUCACAGCUCAAGAAGGCGCUGGAGAAGCUCAAGUCGCUCGGACAGGAGGUCACCACCGAUCUGGUGAUGCUCCCCGACGAGGAGUCCUACUCGGACCUGUCCAACAUCCCACAGGAGGAGGAGACGACCAAGAGGAGGCCCAAGCCUCCAUCAUUCGUCAGGAAGUCCGAGUCAACGACAUCUCUGUGCUCACUUGGACCAACCUCGCCCACCAACACCUCGGCGCACUACUCCAACAUCCACAACGACACCAUCUCACUGGGCAGCGCCAAUGGUGGAGCCAGCGGAAUCGAUACAGACAAUCAAAAGUCGGUGCGUCCAUGUGUCUCACGCUCAGACUCGGCUUCUGAGCUUAGCUCAGAGUCGGUGAUGUUUGACAACGAGACCGAGGACCGCAUCAUCCAAGCAUGUGUCGAUGGCGAAGUCGAGGAGGACGACAAUGGAAUGGACCUGCUCGAGUUCCUCAAGGAGUAUGGCGAGAGAGUAGAGGCGGCCAACAAACAGAGCGUCGCUGCACAGAAAGAAGAGAAGGAGGAGCGCAGAAAGAGGACAUCAGGACUCUUCAGACACAUGCCAUCACUCAAGAUUGGUGGAAAGAAGAAGAGCAAUUCCAAUGCCAACCUAGUCUCAGCAACAACUCCACCCAAGUAUCCACAAAAUUCAAGCAGUAGCAGCAGCAGUGAUUGA
Acytostelium subglobosum LB1 is the source of this 2313-nucleotide messenger RNA. RefSeq lists its product as hypothetical. Gene Ontology annotation, biological process: regulation of GTPase activity. The transcript has 3 exons. The coding region runs from base 1 to 2313 and encodes 770 amino acids. The record is from RefSeq and is a predicted model, not a curated record. NCBI's taxonomy places the organism in Eukaryota, Evosea, Eumycetozoa, Acytosteliales, Acytosteliaceae.